AACAAAUUUUGAAAAGGUGCAGAAGAGGAAUUCGGUGUAGAAGGGUAAAGGAAGGUUGGAAUGGAAUUUGGUGGGUGCAAAGGGCAAGGGAAAUAGAGAGCGAGUGUGUGCGUGUGUGAGAGAGAUGGACCUGCUGGAAUUGGAGGCGGUGGAAGGGCUCCGGUGGACGUGGAAUUCGUGGGCGGCGGAGGGGACGAAUCUGGUGAUCCCUCUGAGCAUAAUGUGUAGUCCAUUGAUGGUGAGUGAGGUCCCUAUCCUCCCAUACCACCCUCUUCUCUGUUCGCGAUGCGCCGCCGUUUUGAACCCCUACGCACGCCUCGACUACCAGUCCCGCAUCUGGCACUGCCCCUUCUGCUUCCUCCGCAACCCCUUUCCCCGCCCCAUCGCCGACACCAACCUCCCUGCCGAACUCUUCCCCACCUACAGCACCGUCGAGUACUCUCCUUCUCUCCCCUCCUCCUCUCCCCCUCCCCCUCCCCCCGCCUUCGUCUUUCUCAUCGAUCUUUCCUCCCCCGACGACCAACUGCUCUCCCUCAAGAAGGACCUCCUCCUCCUCCUCCACCACCACUUCCCCGAUCACGCCCUCGUCGCUCUCCUCACCUUCGAUUCCAUGGUCUAUCUCCACCAUCUCGCCUCUUCCCCCUGUUCCUCCCUCCACCUCUUUCACGGCAGCCGCCAUCUCUCCUCCAAUCAGAUCCGCCAGUUCCUCAACAUCGGCCGCCCCCACCCGCUGCAUCACGGACACACCCCAAAACAGGAUUUUCUGUUGCCAUUUUCCGAAUGUGAAUUCUCCAUCACUUCUGCAAUUGAAGACAUCCAUUCCACAUUCUACUCCACCUCCGCCACUCGCCCUCCAAGGUGCACCGGCACUGCCAUUUCCGUCGCCCUCGGACUUCUAGAGUCUUGCCUUGUCACCACAGGCUCCAGGAUCAUGCUCUUCACCUCCGGACCUGCCACUAUCGGACCCGGAAUCGUUGUUGACUCUGAGCUCCGCCAACCCAUCAGAACCCACCAUCACAUCUUCAACAACCAAGCCAGACACCACGCCAACUCGUGCUCUUUCUAUAACCAACUCUCCAAGAGGCUAUCUGAUGCGUCUGUUAUUCUUGAUCUCUUUGCCUGUUCGCUCGACCAAGUUGGGGCCGCCGAGCUUCGACAACCUGUUGAGCAGUCUGGUGGAUUCAUGAUUCUCUCCGAAUCUUUCGAAUCCGAUCAGUUCAAGAAAUGUCUCGGGCAUAUGUUCAAGUCUGACAACCAGGGCCAUUUGAAGAUGAACUUUGAUGCCACUAUUGAGAUAGUUACCACCAAAGAUGUCCAAAUCUGUGGAGCACUUGGCCCUUGCGUGUCUCUGCAUAGAAAGAACAGUUUGGUGAGUGACGCUGAGGUUGGACAAGGUGGCACCUCUUUGUGGAAGUUAAACACUCUUACCCACAAAACUUGCAUUGCUUUUUUCUUCCAAGUGAAUCAGCGGCAAAGAAUUCAACCCGGCUCCGCAUUUUUGAUUCAGUUUAUCACGCGGUACAGGCAGGGGAACAUGGAAUGCCGGAAAAGAGUGACAACUGCUGCUAGACGAUGGGUUGCAAACCAUUCUGCUGAUAUUGCUGCUGGAUUUGAUCAAGAAGCCGCCGCUGCAGUUAUGGCAAGACUUGCCAUUCUACGUGCACAGGAAUGCCAUCCCCGUGAUGUUAUUAGAUGGCUGGAUGACACGCUCAUACGUUUUACUUCUAAGUUUGGGGACUAUGUGCCAGAAGACCCAUCUUCCUUCCGCCUAUCCUCCAACUUUUCGCUCUAUCCCCAGUUUAUGUUUCACUUGAGGCGAUCUCAAUUCAUUGAUGUCUGUAACACUACUCCUGAUGAGACUGCUUUUUUCCGGCUCAUGCUCAACCGCGAGGGAGUUGUAGGAUCGCUUAUAAUGAUUCAACCUACGCUUUUCCAAUAUUCGUUUGAUGGUCCACCUGUUCCAGUACUGCUGGAUAUUCGUUCUGUUUCUCCGGAUUUUAUCUUGCUCUUUGAUUCUUUCUUCUAUGUGGUGAUUCAUCACGGGUCCAAGAUCGCUCAGUGGAGGAAGCUGGGUUAUGACAAGGACCCCAAUCAUGAGAACUUCAGAAAGCUGUUGGAAGCCCCGGAACUGGAUGCAGAGCAAUUGGUGGCCGACAGGGUUCCAGUGCCAAGGAUUAUAAGAUGUGAUCAGCAUAGUAGCCAGGCUAGAUUUCUUCUCGCCAAGUUGAAUCCAUCUGUUACUCAAAACUCAACCUACACAGAUGGAUCAGAUAUUAUAUUUACUGAUGAAAUGAGCUUGGAAGUUUUUCUAGAUCAGUUGCAGGUACUGGCAGUGCAAAGCUAGUAAAGCAGAAUACUAAUUUGGAUUAUUCUCUUUAUUAUGGACAUGCGAAAGAGUUUUUGAAAUUUGUAAGUAAUUUUCAAAGAAGAGGUUUCUUGUUUUCGGAAGAUUGUUUUUUUGAUGUUUACAUUUACGGACUUGUAAAUUAUAUCUGAUAUCUUCACUGUGAUUAGAUUGGUUUUGUCUAUUAGACUAGUUUUGAAGAUGUAGGUAGCAUAUGGUUACUGUUACUCUGACUAGAAACUGUAUUAUUCCCCCAGCUUCUUUCCUGGACUGUAAAUAACACUACGACAGAUUAAAGUUACGCUCGGUUUUAUUUGCAUU
Messenger RNA from Vigna angularis (adzuki bean), 2665 nucleotides. RefSeq names its product protein transport protein SEC23. Gene Ontology annotation, biological process: intracellular protein transport; COPII-coated vesicle budding; endoplasmic reticulum to Golgi vesicle-mediated transport. The transcript has 2 exons. Bases 125 to 2344 code for a protein of 739 amino acids. Gene Ontology annotation, cellular component: endoplasmic reticulum exit site; COPII vesicle coat. The record is from RefSeq and is a predicted model, not a curated record. NCBI's taxonomy places the organism in Eukaryota, Viridiplantae, Streptophyta, Magnoliopsida, Fabales, Fabaceae. Gene Ontology annotation, molecular function: zinc ion binding; GTPase activator activity.